This is a messenger RNA of Salpingoeca rosetta, 1946 nucleotides long. RefSeq lists its product as uncharacterized. Gene Ontology annotation, molecular function: translation initiation factor binding; guanyl-nucleotide exchange factor activity; translation initiation factor activity. The transcript has 14 exons. Bases 1 to 1674 code for a protein of 557 amino acids. The record is from RefSeq and is a predicted model, not a curated record. NCBI's taxonomy places the organism in Eukaryota, Choanoflagellata, Craspedida, Salpingoecidae. Gene Ontology annotation, cellular component: eukaryotic translation initiation factor 2B complex.
AUGACGCAAGAUCUGAUGAACCGGUGGACGUAUCCGCUUGUGCCCGAUAUGUUUGCGCCGAGCCACGAUGAGCUGUACCAGUACAAGCGCAGCAACAUCUAUCUCCAGCCAGGCUGCAUCCUUGGCAGACGGUGCAAGCUGCUUGGGUCGGUUGUGCUUGGGCCGGGGUGUGUUGUUGGCGAAGGGGAUGGGGCAGAGACGACGCUUCGCGGCACAGUGCUUGGCAGGAACUGCACCGUCGGGUGCGGUGUGCGCCUGCGCAAUGCAUAUGUGCUGGAUGGGAGCACCAUUGGCAACAACUGCAGCGUGGACCACGCGCUGAUUGGACGCAACGUGAAGAUCUGUGACGGCGUGGUGAUUCCACACGGCUGUGUCAUCGACGACGGCGUUGAAAUUGGCCCCAACAUCACGCUUCCAAAACACAUCCGCGUCUCCCUCACUCGUUCCGAGCCACUGCACAAUGAGCCUGAACCGUUGGAGAUUUUUGCAGACGAAGCGCUUGUGUUCAGGCCGCGUGAUCUUACGGCCUUGCCCGAAGUCACCGAAGACGAAGAAGAGGAGACGGACGACGUUGAAGACGCUGAAGAGGAGCUGUUCGAUGGCGACCUGGAAGCGGAGCCGGAGUCCGGAACCGGCAUGGAGGACACCCUCGCACCUGACGAGAGCGACCAAGCUGAUGAAGACAACGCGGGUGAUGGGGAGGAAGAGGAGGAUGAGGAGGAAGCGGGCGAGGGGUCGACGGAGGACACGGAGCAGCAGGAAGAGAGUGAGCAGUAUGAUGUUGAGUUUGUCGGUGAGGCCGGUCGCGGAUUUCGGUUCAUUCUUCGACCAGAUUUUGAGGACUCCGUGGAGGCCAUGUACUGGAAAGAACCAAAGAGGGCACCACCGCCUCCCGCCGUGUUCCCAUCCGCCCUCACGCGCGCCAUGUCGCUGUCGUCCGAGCUGCCAGAGUCACCCGAAGACGAGGACGUGGACAGCCUUCUUGGCGACGCAGAUGUCGUUGAACCGCUGAUUGAUCUUGACCAGGAGUUUGAAGAGUUCUACUCUGAUGUGCUUGAGCUGAUCCAGCAGCGUGUCAAGCCGGACAACGUGAAGGGUGCGCCGUUUUCGGCCAUCCAAGUCGAGAUUACGGGCUCCCGCGCAGCACACAACAUGGAUCACAGCGACGUGUGCUGUGCCAUUGUGCGCGCCAUCAUCACGAGUGCGGACCGUGUUCCGCGUGCGAAGUGUGAGCGGUAUCUUGCGCAGCUGACUGCUGCCAUGUCGCCAUUCCUGCAAAACUACGUGGAGACGGACAUGGACCAGCACGUGUGCAUCGAGAAUCUCAUGGAGUUUUGCUUGGACAACGACAAGGCCAGGCCCUGCUUUCAGACCUUGCUGUACACCCUGUAUGACAAGGAAGUGCUUGACGAGGACGCCAUCUUGCAGUGGUUCCGGGGUUACCACCCAGGCGAAGGUGCUGAGCGCCCGCAGGCGCACAUCUAUGAGCAGGCGCGGCGAUUCGUCAAGUGGCUCGAAGAGGCUGAGGAAGAGGAUGACGAUGAUGUUGACGAUGAUGAAAAUGAUGCUGAAGAGGCGCUUGCCGCGAGCAAGAGCCGUCAUCGUGGUGAUGAUGAUGGCGAUGAUGAAGACUCACAGGAACACAGUGUGUCUGGGGGGUGCGAGGAAGAGUAACGACGCGCGCAUCGCAUGAUUGUUGUGGUUGAGUCAUGGGCGUUUCCUGUCGUUGUGUACUGGUCCUAUCAUGGCACCGCCUGUUCGUGCCCAGGCCUCCCCGCGCCCGAUGAACUGGGCUGAUCUUGCAUGGUGAACCCAAGCAUACACCCAUCAGUGGAGGGAUGUUCCAUGAAACAGCUUAUUAUGCCCGUGCUUUCUGCUGCUUCCCCUAACUCUCUUAUCGGUCGCGUACCUGAACUGAAGCCUUAAUGCGCCAUGUACUUGACGAC